AUGCCCAUCCGGAGCGAAUGGAGUCUUGCGCGUGAAGGCGUCACUGGCGACACCCUGACGCGUCUUCUCCAACUCACGGCUUUCAAUCCGUUGAUCACGCUGCCGCUCUUCCUUGCGGGCAAGUACACGUUCGAUGGAGGUCGCGUGGUUGCCGGCCAUGCGACGGCGUGGAAGCACCUGAAGACGCUGGUUGCCCUCGGGCUGCUGGACAGGCUCAGCCGGUGGCUCGACAACGCCGUUACGAACAAUUGGUCAAACGACACCUAUGUCUGGAGCCAAGAGGUCGUCGUUGUGACAGGAGGAAGUGACGGCAUUGGCAAGAUUGUCGUGCAUCUGCUGGCCGAGAAGGGCAUCAAGGUCGCCGUGCUGGAUGUCCAGGAGCCGACAUACGAGGCACCGCCCUCUGUCCGCUUCUUCCAGUGUGACCUGACCUCCCCCUCCUCCAUCGGCUCCGCUGCCUCGUCCAUCCGCAGCACCCUCGGCAACCCGACCAUCCUGAUCAACAACGCCGGCGUCGCCCGCGGCAAGACCAUCCUCGACACGACCGAAAAGGACCUCAGCCUUACCUUCAAAGUAAACACCUUCGCCCACUACUACCUCACCCAGCAGUUCCUGCCGCACAUGGUCGCAAACAACCACGGUAUGGUCGUCACCGUCGCCUCGCUCGCCGGGUACGUGACUGCGCCCUCUAUGGUCGACUACGCCGCCUCCAAGAGCGCAGCCAUAGCUUUCCACGAGGGCCUCGCCGCGGAGCUAGUCACGCACUACAAAGCCCCCCGCGUGCGCACCGUGCUGAUGUGCCCGGGCUACACGCGCACCAAGCUCUUCGAGGGCUUUAAUUCAAAGGCGCUGUUCCCCGAGACCGUGGCCGAGGAGAUUGUCAAAGCCGUGCUGGGCGGCAGGAGCAAGCACAUGGUGCUGCCGGAGUUGAGUUGGGCGAUUGCCCCCAAGCUGAGGAGCUUCCCGCUUUGGGCGCAGUAUGGCGCGCGCAAGAAGAUGGAUAAUAUGAUGAGAGGCUGGAAGGGGCGGCAGGUGGUGCAGCCUAGUGAGAAGGAGGAGGUGGGGGAGAAAAAGGUCGAGGAUAGCACGGUGCUCGUGGAAGGGGAAUGA
Messenger RNA from Ascochyta rabiei, 1110 nucleotides. RefSeq lists its product as uncharacterized. Lineage: Eukaryota; Fungi; Ascomycota; Dothideomycetes; Pleosporales; Didymellaceae. Gene Ontology annotation, molecular function: oxidoreductase activity, acting on the CH-OH group of donors, NAD or NADP as acceptor. The coding region runs from base 1 to 1110 and encodes 369 amino acids. The record is from RefSeq and is a predicted model, not a curated record. The transcript has 3 exons.